Etheostoma spectabile (orangethroat darter) is the source of this 4284-nucleotide messenger RNA. It is a transcript of the gene dachd, whose product is annotated as dachshund d. Gene Ontology annotation, cellular component: nucleus; transcription regulator complex. The record is from RefSeq and is a predicted model, not a curated record. Gene Ontology annotation, biological process: regulation of transcription by RNA polymerase II. Gene Ontology annotation, molecular function: DNA-binding transcription factor activity, RNA polymerase II-specific; RNA polymerase II cis-regulatory region sequence-specific DNA binding. NCBI's taxonomy places the organism in Eukaryota, Metazoa, Chordata, Actinopteri, Perciformes, Percidae.
ACAAACAGUAGCAGCACAGUAGGCCCCUACACCAAUGCCAUCAUUGUAGUCCAUAUGCAGUACAACUUUACCGCAUUUGUCACUGUAUGGUGGUUUGUGCUUAAAUAAUACAACAAAAGGAGAAGGUUUCUGGCAGUGCGAGACAAGUUUUUUUUAGCAGUAUUGGGCUCUCUCCACUAUGAGGUGUUUGACGUCCUGCUAACCACUACCAGACCAUUGAAAGAGGAGCCAGUAGAAGCAGGGUAAACUUAAGUGUUUGGGAUUUUCUGAGCAAAGUGGCUGCAGUGCCGCCGCAAUGCGGUCCAUCCACUCCUCCUGGCUUGAGAGUGUUGGCAAGCUCCUCCGAUCCCCAAAAUGAUGGUUGCAAGUCGACCUCAAGUCAAGGUGACCAUGGCCAUACCGGCUGCUCUGAUCCCACCAACCCCUCUGGUCCCACCGCCAACGAUCUCGACUCCCUCCGCGACGACGUCCCCGCCGUCGACAACUUCAUCACCAUCUCCAUCCCUGGCUCCCCCAUCCGGACCCGGACAGAACCUGUUCAGAUCAGAGCUCCUUACCACCGGCAGCCCGGGCAUCCCGAACGCGGGUCUUCCUCCCGGCAAACCCGUGUACUCAACCCCGUCGCCUGUUGAAAACAUACCGCAAAACAACGAGUGCAAGAUGGUCGAGUUGCGCGGUGCCAAAGUGGCCUCUUUCACCGUGGACGGCAGCGAGCUCAUCUGCCUUCCUCAGGCUUUCGACCUGUUCCUGAAGCACCUGGUCGGCGGACUGCACACGGUCUACACCAAGCUGAAGCGGCUGGAGAUCACGCCGGUGGUGUGCAAUGUGGAGCAGGUCCGCAUCCUCAGAGGGCUCGGCGCCAUCCAACCUGGAGUGAACCGCUGUAAACUCAUCUCCAGAAAAGACUUCGAGACUCUGUACAACGACUGCACUAAUGCGAGCUCCAGACCCGGCCGACCUCCGAAGAGGACCCAGAGUGUGACAUCGUCGGAGAACCCCCACAUCAUGCCCCACUCAGUCCCUGGCCUCAUGUCCCCUGGCAUGAUCCCACCCACAGGCCUGACAGCAGCGGCGGCAGCAGCUGCCAACGCAGCCAUCGCAGAGGCCAUGAAGGUCAAGAAGAUCAAGCUGGAGGCGAUGAGCGGCUACCACGGCAACGCCAACCACCAUGGGGCUGACGGGGAGAAUGGAGACCUCAGCUCUAGCGUCGGCCUGGAACUCCCCUUCAUGAUGAUGCCACACCCCCUGAUCCCAGUCAGCCUGCCCCCAGCCUCUGUCACCAUGGCGAUGAGCCAGAUGAACCACCUCAGCACCAUUGCAAACAUGGCUGCCGCAGCACAGGGCCAGAGUCUGCCCUCCAGAAUGGUCACCUCUGUUAUAAAGGAACGGGUGCCGGACAGUCCCUCCCCUGCUCCUUCCUUAGAAGACCACAGGAGGCCAGGCAGUCACCCAUCAUCUCACCGCAGCAGCAGCGUGUCCAGCUCACCAGCCCGUACAGAAAGCUCCUCAGACAGGAUACCGAUACACAACAAUGGCCUGUCCAUGAACCACGCCCUUCUAGGCCUGUCCCCCAACAUCCCACCUGGGCCUAAAGAGGGAGACCUGGCCCACGACAUGAGCCAUGAAUUAAAGAGGAUGCACACUGACAAAGAGGACAACUCCAUGUGUACCCCGACAGCAAGAGAUAGCUACGAGAGGUUGUCAUUUGCUGGACAGGCCCUGCCUCCUGGCUUCCCCUCCCCAUUUCUCUUCCCAGAUGGCUUGUCGUCAAUAGAAACUCUUCUCACCAACAUACAGGGCCUGCUUAAAGUGGCUAUUGACAACGCGCGGGCUCAGGAGAAGCAGGUGCAGCUGGAGAAGACAGAGCUGAAGAUGGUUGUUCAAGAGAGGGAGCUCAGGGAGACUCUGGAGAAGCAGCUCGCCAUGGAGCAGAAGAACAGAGCAAUCAUUCAGAAGCGUCUGAAGAAGGAGAAGAAGGCCAAGAGGAAACUCCAAGAAGCUCUGGAGUAUGAAUCCAAGAGGAGAGAGCAGGCUGAGCAGACCCUGAAGCAGCCCUCGCCCUCUGACAGCAUGCGUUCACUCAACGAAUCUCUGACCCCUGAGAUGGAGAGUGACCGCAGCAGUGGAAGAACAGAUGCUGAAAGGACAAUACAAGAUGGAAGACUGUUCCUGAAAACCACAGUGAUGUACUGAUAAGGCCGUGAGGAGCUGGAGGAAAUAAAAAUUUCAGAAAAAAGAAGGGAAAAAAAAAAUGAAAGAAAAGAAAACUCAUGAACAUUCUCAAGAGCCCUUAUCCAGGCUGAUUUAGUAAGAGGCAAGAAGUCGUGCUGCUUGUAGGCGUUGAAUGGAAAAUGCUGUGUUCACCCAAAUGCUGGAGGAGGUUGUGUCUGAAUGUAGAAUAAGAAGUCUUUUUUCUCACAGAUGGCCGACAUGAAAUAGUUUGAUAGAGCAGCUUUUGACGUAGUGGGUUGGUCGACGUGAAGGAUAAACAUAUAUAUUGAGCACAGUAAAAAAUGUACCCAUGGUACACUGUUGGUAAUAAAUUCACAGCACUGAAGAUUUUUAUACUGUAUCUCAGCCAGCGAGAAAGCUUCGAAAAAGAAAUUGGACUGAAGUUUGUUUUGUAUUUCAAAUUGAAUUUUGCGAAGCUAAAAAUGACACGUGGAGAUGAACCUUGUGAGGGGGGAAAAAAAAUGUGAAUCUAUCCAUGUGUUCAUCAAAAGAGAAGACUGAUGUUUGAUUUUCAUGUUUUCUAAAUUAGAUGACAAUACAAUCAAGUUUCCUUUUUACCAUUGUUGUAUAUACAAGAUCUGAUGAUGAUGAGGACAGUAAAACUCGCUCUAUCGAACCCGAGUGGAUUGAUGAGUUAUGUGUAUAUAACGUUAAGAGGUAUUGUGUAUGCAGUAGAGCUAUUAGGCAAACAAUACCACCAUUUAUAUAAACCUACAGUUUUGUUUUGUUCUAUUUCUGAGCCAUCAUUCUUUCCUAUAGCUGCCAUUUUGGUGAGAAAGCAUGCAGGCAUGUAAAUGUUUGUCCUGGAAUUAUGAUAUUUAAUAAAUCCUAUAUUGUGCUGAACAAAUACUAGGGUUGACUCACUCAAGCCCAGAUGAUUUUGAAAACAUAAUUAUCAAACAUUUCACUUUCAAAAUGAAGACUUUUGCUGUCGAUAGUACUGUAAUCUUUGUAACAAAGGUAAUAUUUCUUGGAAUUUACUGUACAUUUUUUGUCAUGAGGCACUCAAAAUCAGCAACUCUCAAUGCUUUUUUAAAAAGAAGAUAUCCAGACUGAUUAUGAUCACGUGUCAGUUUGAGAAACAGUCAUCACACAACUUUUUUCGAGACUGAAUGCCAUUUAAUUACAUUGCUCAAAUCCCUGUUGAACGUACACAAACACAGUUCUCGUUUCUCUUUUAGAGUGUUUGAAAAUUUCCUGUUACUUUCCCUAAAUGCGUUUUGAAUUUUGGUGCUGUAACACCUGUGUAUAUUCUCUAGACAUAAGCUGAUGUCAGUCCUUUAACUGAAGAACAGUUUAGACCUUACGUGUUACGAUCAGGAGAGGAGUGUCCCAUGUUCACAAUGUGUUUGUUCUUUUUGUUCUCAAUGGAGUGUCUAGGUCUGUUGUCACUGAUAACUUAUAUAGCUUCUCGAAUCAUCUCUUCAUUGUACUUCAAAUUCAAAUAAAGUCAACAUGUUGAUGAUAAACUAUGUGAGUUAACUAUGUUGCCCGAACACACUUCUCUGUCGCACUUGUGUUUGAAAACGCAGAGUGGUUUUGAGGUAGAAGUCACACUGAUUUAGCAUUCCAGAUACGGCUUAAUACAGAAGACAGCCAAACAUAACAGUUCAAGGGGAUCUGAUACAAAUGUAAACUAGUGUUAAAGGCAGCUCCUUUUUUUGGUUUUGCGAUUCUGAGUCAUCUUUGUGUAUUUGGCGUAUUCGUUUUUGAGACCUUUACAAUCAGCACUCAGUCUCGUAAUUCAUUUCAAUGUAUUAUGUAUGACCUGAAAAAAAAAUGUGCAGGUAUACUGUAGAAAAAUAAAUGAGCAUAUUGUUCUUUGCUUAAGAAAAUGCAAUGAGUAAUCAAAUGUUGAGAAUAUCUUGUGUAACCUUUCCUUUUCACUGAGUGUCGAUGCGAGAGUGGUGUGUGUGUGUGUGUGUGUGUGUGUGUGUACCCUUUGACUUGCAUGUGUGAGUGUGUUUUUUAAAAAAGACAAACAUGCUAAUCCUAUAUAAACUAUGUAAAUGAGGGUGUGACCGAGCUCACUGUAAAUAAAUUAUUUCAUGU